GCUCUAUCAUGGCGGCGCCAUCGGCACUGUGCCAGCGAAUACACUGCCUGCUGCCGUUCUCAGAUUCUACAGGCAGUAUAGGUUCGCUGAGCUCCACAUGUUUCCCGGCGAGGAUUCGAAUUAGUCCGGCGUCAAGAGCCACCAGCUACAGCGCCUCAAAAUUGGUGGUCUCUGUGAGAAAUGUCGAUGAGAAGAUCACUGACGGUGCCUCCCCUGCCAACGGUUCUGUUUCUCCCACAACUACUCGAUCAAAGGUGAGACGGCACACAAUUUCGGUGUUUGUUGGGGAUGAAAGUGGAAUGAUAAAUCGGAUUGCGGGUGUCUUUGCAAGGAGAGGGUACAACAUUGAAUCCCUUGCUGUUGGCCUCAACAAAGACAAGGCACUCUUCACCAUAGUUGUCUCUGGAACUGAAAGGGUAUUGCGACAAGUUAUGGAGCAGCUACAGAAACUUGUGAAUGUUUUGAAGGUUGAAGAUCUAUCAAAUGAGCCCCAGGUAGAACGUGAACUAAUGCUUAUAAAAGUGAAUGCAGACCCAAUGAACCGUGCUGAGAUUAUGUGGUUGGUGGACAUCUUCAGGGCAAGAAUUGUGGAUAUUUCAGAUCACUUGCUAACAAUUGAGGUGACUGGAGAUCCCGGGAAGAUGGCUGCUGUGCAAAGAAAUUUAAGCAAGUUUGGAAUCAAGGAAAUUGCCAGAACCGGAAAGAUUGCCUUGAGAAGGGAAAAGAUGGGUGCAUCUGCUCCAUUCUGGCGAUUCUCAGCUGCAUCAUAUCCAGAUCUUGAAGAGACAAUGGCUGUCAAUGCUCUUGCUGGAGCCAGAGAUAAAGUAGUCUUCACAGAGACUGAUGUCUCUGGAGGGGGUGAUGUUUAUCCAGUGGAGUCAGCUGAUAGCUUUGCAGUCAAUCAAGUUCUUGAUGCUCACUGGGGUGUUCUCAAUGAUGAGGAUACAAGUGGGCUUCGAUCUCAUACCUUAUCCAUGCUUGUAAAUGACUCUCCAGGAGUUCUUAACAUUGUGACAGGGGUUUUUGCAAGAAGAGGAUAUAAUAUUCAGAGUUUGGCUGUGGGACAUGCAGAAGGUGAGGGACUCUCACGCAUCACAACUGUUGUCCCUGGUACAGAUGAAUCAAUUAGCAAAUUGACACAGCAACUCUAUAAGCUAGUAGAUCUGCAUGAGGUUUGGGAUCUUACCCACUUGCCUUUUGCUGAACGAGAGUUAAUGCUGAUAAAGGUUGCUGUGAAUGCUGCUGCUAGAAGAGAUGUACUUGACAUUGCCAACAUUUUUAGGGGCAAGGCUGUUGAUGUGUCUGACCACACAGUCACUCUUGAGCUUACUGGAGAUCUGGACAAGAUGGUAGCUAUACAAAGACUGCUUGAGCCCUAUGGAAUUUGCGAGGUAGCACGAACAGGACGGGUGGCAUUGGCACGAGAGUCAGGUGUGGAUUCUAAGUAUCUUCGUGGAUAUUCACUUCCUCUUUAAUCCGAGACUUUCUGGGAUUGCUUUCAAUAGGAAUAUUUACUCUGUAUAGACAGCUUGCGAGCAUGAAGAUUUUAUUUUUAUUUUGCAUUAUACCUAUGUUGCAAGUAUUUUAAAAUCUAUAAUAUAAUAUUGUUAGAAAUAUAAUUUAAACUUUUGA
Molecule: messenger RNA, 1632 nt
Organism: Rubroshorea leprosula
Lineage: Eukaryota; Viridiplantae; Streptophyta; Magnoliopsida; Malvales; Dipterocarpaceae
Source: the annotation of a GenBank genome assembly